CCCUCGGUGGUGAUGUCACCGGCUCAGUUGAAGCUCCAGCAUCCUCACCCAAAGACAGGGAGACAACAGAGCCAUUUUUAAACCGCUUUUAGUGUGUGAAGAAGCGGACUGAACCAUCCGAACAACCCGUCCUUCCUUUAGUUAGAGUCCUCCUGCGAGUGGCAAGUCGAGACAAGGGCAGAGGGGAGGAGGGCUGGCUGGUUUGGUUACAAGGCGACGGUAACCUUCCCGUUUUCAUGGAGAGGAGAGGCUGUUAGCAGAGAGGGGCAGUGCCAGACCUGGAGGAGAGCAGAGGAGGUGGAAGGAGCUACGGAGCUGGAUAAUAAAGCAGACGACAAACACACGGGUUAUACACACUGCGGAGACCUGCAGGCUCCUACACCUGGCCACUAAAGAAGGCACCCCAAGGUGCUAGGAAAACAGCACCAUGGCAGGGGCCUCUGUAAAGGUGGCGGUGCGUGUCCGCCCUUUCAACUCAAGGGAGAUAGGAAAAGAAAGCAAAUGCAUCAUUCAGAUGUCUGGAAACACCACCACCAUCAUCAACCCCAAGCAGGCCAAAGACAACAAGAGCUUCAACUUUGAUUACUCCUAUUGGUCCCACACCACGCCCGAGGACAGCAAUUAUGCCUCUCAGAUGAAAGUGUACAAAGAUAUCGGAGAGGAAAUGUUACUGCACGCCUUCGAGGGCUACAACGUCUGCAUCUUCGCUUAUGGUCAGACGGGCGCUGGCAAGUCCUACACCAUGAUGGGGAAACAGGAUGUCAAGGAUCAACAAGGAAUCAUUCCCCUGCUGUGUGAAGAUAUUUUCGUGAAGAUCAGUGACAAUACAGACAACAGCAUGUCUUAUUCUGUGGAGGUGAGCUACAUGGAAAUCUAUUGUGAACGAGUGCGGGACUUACUGAACCCCAAAAACAAAGGAAACCUGCGUGUUCGGGAACAUCCUCUGAUGGGACCUUACGUGGAGGACCUGUCGAAACUGGCCGUCACGUCCUACAAUGACAUCCAGGACCUGAUGGACUCUGGCAACAAAGCCAGGACCGUGGCUGCCACCAACAUGAACGAGACAAGCAGUCGCUCGCACGCUGUCUUUAACAUCAUAUUCACUCAGAAACGCCAUGACGCUGACACUGAUAACACCUCAGAGAAGGUCAGCAAAAUAAGUUUGGUGGAUUUGGCUGGCAGCGAGAGGGCAGAUUCGACUGGAGCCAAAGGGACGAGGCUUAAGGAAGGAGCAAACAUCAACAAAUCUCUGACUACACUGGGCAAAGUCAUCUCUGCUCUUGCAGAAGUGGACUCCAUGUCGAAUAAGAAUAAAAAGAAGAAGAAAGUAGAAAGCUUCAUCCCCUACAGAGAUUCAGUUUUGACCUGGCUGCUAAGAGAAAAUUUGGGGGGUAAUUCUCGCACUGCGAUGGUAGCUGCCCUGAGCCCGGCUGACAUCAACUACGAUGAGACCCUCAGCACACUCAGGUACGCAGACCGCGCCAAACAGAUUCGCUGUAACGCUGUGAUCAACGAGGAUCCCAACAACCGGUUGGUGCGCGAGCUGAAGGAUGAGGUGUCUCGUCUGAAAGACCUCCUCUACGCCCAGGGCCUGGGUGACAUCAUUGAGACAUAUCGAGCAACCGGUGCUGACAUAGAGGGUUUGAAAUUGACCAAUGCCAUGACGGGGAUGAGUCCCUCUCCGUCUCUCUCAGCCUUGUCCAGCCGUGCAGGAUCCAUCACCAGUCUGCAUGACCGCAUCAUGUUCAGCCCAGGCAGCGAAGAGGCCAUCGAGAGGCUGAAGGAAACAGAGAAAAUCAUUGCUGAACUCAAUGAGACCUGGGAAGAGAAACUUCGCAGAACAGAAGCCAUUAGAAUGGAAAGAGAGGCCUUGCUGGCAGAAAUGGGUGUAGCAAUGCGAGAAGACGGUGGGACAGUUGGUGUGUUCUCUCCAAAGAAGACACCUCAUCUUGUGAACCUCAAUGAGGAUCCUCUGAUGUCUGAGUGCCUGCUGUACUACAUUAAAGACGGGAUCACCAGGGUAGGUCGUGAGGACGCCAGCAGUCGUCAGGAUAUAGUCCUCAGCGGCCACUUCAUCAAGGAUGAGCACUGCACAUUUACCAGUUCUACUGGUCCAACAGGAGAAACGGUUGUCCUAGAGCCGUGUGAAGGAGCUGAGACUUACGUCAAUGGCAAGAGAGUGACAGAGCCCACUAUCCUCAAAUCAGGAAAUCGCAUCAUCCUGGGGAAGAGCCAUGUGUUCCGGUUCAACCACCCUGUGCAGGCCAGAGCUGAAAGGGAGCGGACCCCAUGUGCCGAAACCCCUGCUGAGCCUGUGGACUGGGCUUUCGCCCAGAGGGAGCUGCUGGACAAACAGGGCAUUGACAUGAAACAGGAAAUGGAACAAAGGCUUCAAGAGUUGGAGGAUCAGUAUCGCAAAGAACGAGAGGAGGCCAACAACCUUCUGGAGCAGCAAAGACUGGAUUAUGAGAGCAAGCUGGAGGCUCUUCAAAAGCAAGUGGACAGUUACUACCCAGAAGUCCCUGAAGAAGACGAAGAGCCAGAAGAGGAAGUGCAAUGGACAGAGAGGGAAAGAGAGCUGGCUGUUUGGAGCUUUCGUAAAUGGAGAUGCUACCAGUUCACCUCUCUGCGUGAUCUAUUAUGGGGGAAUGCCAUCUUCCUUAAGGAGGCCAAUGCCAUCAGUGUUGAACUCAAGAAGAAGGUCCAGUUCCAGUUUGUGCUCCUCACAGACACUCUCUACUCCCCGCUGCCUCCAGACCUGUUGCCCACUGAGGCGAGUAAGGACAGAGAGAUACGACACUUCCCACGUACUAUCGUGGCCGUGGAGGUGCAGGAUCAGAAAAAUGGAGCCACUCAUUACUGGACAUUAGAAAAACUAAGACAGAGGCUCGAUCUCAUGAGAGAGAUGUACGAUCGCGCUGCUGACGUGCCCAACAAUACCACUGAAGACUGUGAAAAUGUGAUGACCGGAGGGGAUCCCUUUUAUGAUCGUUUCCCCUGGUUCCGUCUGGUUGGCAGAAACCCCAUUUUCAACACAUGCAUGAGCGAGCGCAUGAGUGAUCCCACCCCGUCCCCGACCCUCUCCAACUCUGAAAUUACUGAGCUGGCUGACCCGCAGCGGGAGGGUCGAGGGGAGGAGGAGGAGGAGUUGGAAGAGUUGGAUGACCUGGACGAUGAUAUCUUUUUGGACGACCCGUGCUUGGAGCUCGGGGGAGAGGAUGAUGAUGAUGAUGAUGAUGAUGAUGAUGAUGGUGAUGAUGAUGAUGAUGAUGAGGGAGAGCUCUGCCGAGGCUCCAGCGAAGGCCUGGAUCCCUUUUACGACCGCUCACCAUUAUUCAGUGUAGUGGGAAGGGCUUUUGUUUAUCUGAGUAACCUGCUGUACCCGGUACCUCUCGUCCACCGCGUUGCCAUCGUCAGCGAGAAGGGCGAAGUGAAGGGUUUCCUCCGAGUGGCGGUGCAAGCCAUAUCAGGUGCUUUGUGUUUCCCUCCAGCUGAUGAGGAAGCUCCAGACUAUGGCUCAGGAGUGAGGCAGUCCGGCACUGCCAAGAUCUCAUUUGAGGAUCAGCAAUAUGAAAAGUUCCAGUCUGAGUCCUGCUCUGUAGGUCUGUCUCGUACAGGGGUUUCCCAGGAAGAGCUUCGUAUCGUGGAGGGAGAGGGUCAGAAUGCAGAAAUGGGCCCCUCAGCCGAUGAGGUCAACAACAACACAUGUGCGGCUGGUGCGGAUGAGCUGGAGAUUCCACUGAAGGCCGGUCUGGACGGCUCUCUUGACACAACCCUGGAGCACCUGAGGAUCGGUAACGUCUUUACCUUCAGGGUGACUGUCCUGCAAGCCUCCAGCAUCUCUGCAGAAUACGCUGACAUCUUCUGCCAGUUCAAUUUCAUUCAUCGCCAUGAUGAGGCCUUCUCCACUGAGCCCCUAAAAAACACAGGCCGCGGCCCCCCUCUUGGCUUCUACCAUGUGCAGAAUAUUGCUGUUGAAGUUACUAAAUCCUUUGUUGACUACAUCAAGACUCAGCCAAUUGUGUUUGAGGUGUUUGGACACUACCAGAAACAGCCUUUCCUUCCACUCUGUAAAGACGUCAUCAGUCCACUACGUCCCUGCAGAAGACAGUUCCCACGAGUGAUGCCUCUGUCCAAACCAGUACCCGCCACCAAGCUGACAGCUAUGACCCGCCCGCAGGCAGGACCCUGCCACAGCAAAUAUGAUCUCAUGGUGUUCUUUGAAAUCUGCGAGCUGGAGGCCAAUGGAGACUACAUACCUGCAGUGGUGGACCACAGAGGAGGAAUGCCUUGCCAUGGCACAUUCCUACUUCACCAGGGCCUCCAGAGGAGAGUCACUGUUACCAUUGUACACGAGUCAGGAGGUGACAUGGAGUGGAAAGAUAUCCGCGAGCUUGUUGUGGGACGUCUCCGCAACACCCCCGAAGCUGAUGAGACCAUCAUUGACCCCAAUAUUCUUUCUCUCAACAUCUUGUCUGCUGGGUAUGUCAGGCCCAUGCAAGACGACCGACAGUUUCUUGAUUCGGACAUGCCUAGCAUUUCCUUGGGACUUGACCAUAGGACUUUCUUCCGCUUCGAGGCCGCUUGGGACAGCUCCAUGCACAACUCCCUGCUACUAAACCGAGUCACUCCGUAUGGAGAGAAGAUUUACAUGACCCUCUCCGCAUACUUGGAGAUGGAGAACUGCACCCAGCCCGCAGUCAUAACCAAAGAUAUCUGCAUGGUGUUUUACUCUCGAGACACAAAGCUCUCAGCUUCUCGCUCCAUCCGAAACCUUUUCGGUACUGGAAGCCUGAGAGCAGCAGAUGGAAACCGUGUAACUGGAGUUUAUGAGGUCAGCUUGUGUAACCUUGCAGAUGCAGGAAGCCCAGGUAUGCAGAGGAGACGCAGGCGGGUGCUGGACACCUCUGUAGCCUACGUCCGUGGAGAGGAGAACCUGGCUGGGUGGAGGCCCCGUAGUGACAGCCUCAUUCUGGACCACCAAUGGGAGCUAGAGAAACUCAGCCUCCUUCAGGAUGUGGAGAAGACCAAACAUUACCUUCUGCUGAGGGAGAAACUGGAGUCUACUUUGCUCAUGGGCCAAGAGUCCCUGCUGUCCUGUGUCACUGAGGAGCUGAGUGAGUCUCCUCAGCCUCCCGAGGUCGACCAAGGUGUCAGCGCCAACUCUGAAAUCACCACUGACAGGCAGAGGGAGCUUGCUGCCAAGUGUUUGCGGCUGCUCACUCACUCCUUCAACCGAGACUACAGCCACGUGUGUGUCAGCGCCAGUGAAAGCAAGAUCUCAGAGAUGUCCGUCACAACGUUAAAAGAGUCCGCUUCGAUCUCUGCUCUCAACACAAUCACACCCUCCUCGACAUGCCCUUCGCUGGUUGAGGGUUGCUAUGGAAACUCUGAACUCAGACCCCCCACGCCUCGCUCUCGUGCCGUAAGCCCCAUUCCUGAGACACCACAAGACGCAGAGGCCAAGAAGCCCGUCAAUGGAGCCUCUGAAACCAAACCACCUCGGGUCCGCAGAUUUGUUCCUGAUAUCCAGGAGAUCAGAGUCAGCCCCAUCGUGUCAAAGAAGGGUUACAUACAUUUCUUGGAGCCACACACCAACGGUUGGGUGAAACGCUACGUCGUUGUUCGCCGGCCGUACGUCUACAUCUACAACACAGAGAGAGACACUGUGGAGCGGGCCAUCCUCAACCUCUCCUCUGCCCAGGUGGAGUACAGCGAGGACCAGCAGGCGAUGCUGAAGACCCCGAACACAUUUGCCGUGUGUACAGAACAUCGUGGGAUAUUACUUCAAGCCACUAAUGACAAAGAGAUGCACGACUGGCUCUACGCGUUCAAUCCUCUCCUCGCGGGAACUAUCAGGUCAAAGCUGUCAAGAAGACGAGCCGGACAGAUGAGGAUGUGACUCUGAGAGAAGGAUGAACGCAAAGACUAAGAUGUACAUAGGUCCUUGUCCUUAUCCCUCCCCUUGUGCUGAGCUCCCAACCCCCUCCCGACUCCCCCACUACCACAGUCACCAACAACCAUCUUUCCCCCUGUACGUUCUCAGUUUAUCACUAGUGUCCUCAGCACCUAAAGCGCCCAUUUCCUGUCAGGCCUUUGCUGCGGUGUGAGUCUCGUAGUCUGAAAAAACCUCUUCUGUCACUGUACUGUACUGGAAUUUAUUCAUAGCUGGACGAAUGAAGAAAAUGGAGGAAGUAGCAACAAUUUCUUAUCUCAGAUUACAUACGUAUGGUAAUGUACUGUAGUUGUUGUCAGUGACACAUCAAGCCUUAUACAUUUACUCCUUUAAAAAGAAAAAAAAAAAAAAAAAAAAAAAAAGCAGUGACAUUUAUUUUUACCUGAAGCUGCCAUGUCGGCGAGGAUCACAUCGCUACAUUUGCAUCGGUAAAUAGACAAACAUGCAGAUUCUUCUCUACUCUACAACUAUAUAUACACCGUGUCUAAACUGGUUUGCAUACAACGUACAGCUAGAAAAUACACGCUAAAAGAAGAAAAAAAUGACAGUUGAGUGUAACUCUAAAAAAUAUUUCCUCUUUUCUUUGUGGUCCUGACAUUGAGUAAUCUGCCUCCUAUUCCUAAAAACUUGUUUAAAACGUUAGCACACGCAGUCUGGCAAAGGAAUGGCAUAUCAUCAUAGACUUCAUGUUCUUGUGGCAUUUCAUGUCGUUUUAGCUACUUGUAGGAGCACCGAGGGUAUCUACAUUCACACGACAAGUAAUCAAAUAUCAUCACCAUUAAUCCUCUCUCAAUUUAAUCUCAUUCUCUACCUGAAUUUUAUUUCUUUUAAAAUGUGAUAUAUUUAGAUAUUUAACAGCUUUAUUAUUUAUUUCUGCAUGUAUUUAUUUACAAAGACAUUUAUAUUUCUAAAGUAGUAGUACCGUGCAAUUUCUGCACACUGCACUUUUUAAUAUGAGUUCCUUAACUGUUGAGAUAAUACAACCUCGUCCCCCUUGUAGUUAAUGCUAUUUAAAGACAUUUAUGAUUGGCUACUUCUUUGUGCUGAAGAUUACUUGAAUAACACUAUCCCCUUUUUCAAGAUUCGGAUAGUCACACCUGACCUUUGACCCAGCUAAAAGUCAAUAAAUUGUUAGGUACAGAAUGUUAGGGUGGUCCAUCCUCACCUGCACAAAGCUACCUUGUUCAAUGAUCAAAAGUAUAAACUGUUCCUCACAGUACAGAAUAAGAAGCUGGUUUUCUGAAUGAUAUGUAUAUUGAUUAAAUGUAGUGCCUCUCUUUUCAGUCAUACUGUACAGGUAUGCCUUUGCACCAGUUGCUUUGAAACUACAUUCUUCAUGCUGCUAUAAUACUGUUCUGGAAGUGUGUGCAGAUCAUAAUCGCAUCACUUUCCUGCUUUUCAUCAUCAUCACUUUCAUAUACAGUCAAAAAAAUGUAUAGUGUAUGUAAACGCUUCAUAAUACGGCAAUCAGCUGUUGUAUAUUUCCAUAACACAGAGCAUACUUAAUGUUUAUACAUUUUUAAAAACCUACUACUAACAUAUUUCAGGCCUGUCAGGAGGCAUAUUGCUUUAUCUUUUAAAUAAGUGUGCUUUAAGUGGAACAAAUCAAUGACAGUAUCAAAGUGUGCACUGUGCAUUUCAUUCAAACUGACUAUGAAUCUCAAACUGAACUAACUAGUAACAGAUCAAGCUUGUGAGAUGUUGUGUGAAGUUUUAACGAUGAAGCAUGCCUCAGGUCAGCCAGCCUAGAGAGCGUGCUCACUGACAGAAGUGACAUUUCACUUACAAACAAGGACGUCUCGAAGCAUUCAACUGUGACACAAAGACAAAGAAGAAAGAAUGUUGCACAGUAGGUUUUAGCAGGGGAUUAAACUGUAACAGCAUUUCAGCAGGUUUAUAUUUUUGCCUCUGGGGUAAUCCCCGUAAUAUAUUAAUGCACGAAAAAGCACAUUUCCUGAAAGUGUAAAGUAUUCUCUGUGUUGUGGAUCCGAUCAAACCAUUUUACAUGCGUGCACGACCGUCAGUAGUUGUGGUUAAUCAGUCCCGUGUCUGUUAAAUAUCUUCAGUUUGUUGGGUGAUCGUAGAUUUUACUUGGCACUGCAGAGACUGCAGUUGUAUUUUAUCCAGCUAUAGCAUCAUCAUUGAGGGAAAACCCAGCUGUACUGUACUAUAAACUGUCUCAAGCACUCAUUUCUGUCUCAUUUUCAUUAAAACCAAAUCUUAAAACAUGAGCCCGGGGAUUGCUCCAGUCUGAUCUCUAUGGUGAGAUUAUUCCUCUCUGUUUUCUUUUGUGACUUAAUGUACGUUACAUUUGAGCCAACCAACAUUUUGUUGGUGCAGUCACACACACAGACAAAAAAAAAAUCACACUGAAUGUACAUUGAUAUUUGAAAAUACUUAUUCUGCAGGAGUUUUUGACUCUUCGUCUCUCUUCGUCUUCUGGUUUCACAGUCUGGUUCCUUAUUGAUUGUAGGUAGGUUACUAUCAGGGAACCAAACGGAGGUUGAGGGAUAUACUUGUAAUAAUCUGUCCACCGACAUGUGGGGGGAAGGUUGGUUCAUCAUCUUAUUUCAGUAUCUACCUUCACCACCAUCCUCUGACAGCCUUCACAAAAUCUACUUUUUCUAAUCCCUCCCCUGCCCUUUAAAGAAAUAUCAUUUCGUUUUGUGCUUCCACAUUUAAUCUCUUUUUUUUCUUCUUCUUUUUUUGUUUUGCACUAUCAAAUUGCACCGGUACAUUUAUUUUUUCUUCUUCACAUUUUUUUUUUUUGCAUUGUAUAUAAACAUGAUUGCUGUGAACAGUGUAUUAUAAACUUGCACCCAUUUACGAAAUCUGAAAAAAUGGGCAGUAGUUCAGUCAGUGUCUCUGAGUGUUGGAGUUUAGCGUCAAAUGUUUGUGUACACUAAACACAUUGUCAUAUAUUAAAUAAACAUGGAAAUUAUGCAACA
Larimichthys crocea (large yellow croaker) is the source of this 8904-nucleotide messenger RNA. It is a transcript of the gene kif1aa, whose product is annotated as kinesin family member 1Aa. The transcript is spliced from 51 exons. The coding region runs from base 428 to 5902 and encodes 1824 amino acids. Gene Ontology annotation, biological process: microtubule-based movement. Gene Ontology annotation, molecular function: microtubule binding; ATP binding; microtubule motor activity. The record is from RefSeq and is a predicted model, not a curated record. Lineage: Eukaryota; Metazoa; Chordata; Actinopteri; Sciaenidae.